Molecule: messenger RNA, 2050 nt
Organism: Lingula anatina
Lineage: Eukaryota; Metazoa; Brachiopoda; Lingulata; Lingulida; Lingulidae
Product: snake venom 5'-nucleotidase
Biological process (GO): AMP catabolic process
Cellular component (GO): plasma membrane
Molecular function (GO): nucleotide binding; 5'-nucleotidase activity; metal ion binding
Source: RefSeq, a predicted model, not a curated record
UUCACAUUUACUUGGGCUGAUCAACAACGUCGGAAGAAUACACAAGAGCGCCUGGAACUAUAGCGUAGUUAGCUAGUUCACCAAACCACCGGUAAAAACAGCGAGCAUGAGGGCGUUAGUUGUCUUCAACAUUCUGUGUUUAGCACUAAGCCAGGGGUUUGACUUGACUAUCUUACACACAAAUGAUGUUCACGCGCAUAUCGAGCAAUUUGAUAAGUACGGAGGCCGCUGCUCCGAGGACGAGGCAGCUGUGGGUCAAUGUUUCGGAGGAGUCGCUCGCAGAACAACAAAAAUAAAUGAAAUUCGCAACUCUGAGCGAAACGUCAUACUGCUGGACGCCGGGGACCAGUGGCAAGGGACCCUGUGGUUUUCUAUCUACCAUGGCUUGGCAGCGACACAUUUCAUGAACAGACUGGGCUAUGAUGCUAUGGUACUUGGCAAUCACGAGUUUGACAACGGCGUAUCAGGUGUACAGUCCCUUAUUGGCAACGCGUCGUUCCCGGUAGUUGCCGCUAAUAUUGACGCCAGCAAAGUCCCUGAACUGCAGGGCUUGAUCAAGAAGUCACACGUACUCAGCGUCAGUGGAGAACGUAUCGGAAUUGUGGGAUUUGCCCAUAGCAAAACACCGUCUCUGUCAUAUCCAGGGGACCUGAUAUUCACUGACGAGGUAGAGGCUGUCCAAGCAGAGGUUGACAAGUUAACAUCCCAAGGCAUAAAUAAGAUCAUUGGACUUGGCCACGCUGGGUUUAUAGUGAAUCAGAAGGUCGCUGAACUUGUCACAGGACUGGACAUAGUUGUUGGCGGGCACAGUCAUAAGUUUCUCUAUUCUGGCCCACCACCGUCUAGGGAAACUCCCGUAGGUGAUUACCCAAUGAUCAUUACUCAACCAUCGGGAAGCGAAGUGCUGUUCGUUACUGCUUACCAUUACGCCAAAUAUCUAGGUCAUCUACACGUCACAUUUGAUCCAGCGGGGAUCAUUACGUCAUGGAAUGGAAAUCCCAUAUUAUUGGAUAACUCUAUUCCUGAAGAUAAUGCGAUGCUGAUAGAGUUGGAACCAUGGAAGAAAAAAGUAGCAGAAUUUGGUGCAGAAAAAAUAGGCAGUAGUCUGGUCGCGUUGGAUACCGAAGGCUGUAUAUCCCGUGAAUGCAGUCUGGGCAACUUCGUAGCAGACGCAUUGGUGCACGCAUUUUUACAGCCAUCCCAAGACAAAACUCGAUGGACUAAUGUCUCAAUUGGAUUUUGGAAUGGUGGCGGAAUACGGUCGUCAUUCGAUAUAGGUGACAUACUUGUAUCAGACGUCCUCAGUAUAUUCCCCUUUGGUAACGGCGUAGAUAUAGUCCAGAUAAACGGCAGUGCGCUGUGGGCCAUCAUGGAACAUUCCGUGUUCAACAUGGAGUCGGGACGAGGCCGUUUCUUGCAGAUCUCGGGUUUACGGGUGGUGUAUGACGUUUCUAAGCCGGUGGGUAGCCGAGUUGUCAGUCUUGAUGUAAGAUGCGCAGACUGUGUCGUCCCCGAGUUCAAACCCCUUGUAGAGACCCAAUUAUACAAUGUUGCAACUUCAACAUUCCUACUGGGAGGUGGUGACGGUUAUGAAGUUUUGAAGAACAACAUUCUCUUUCGAUAUGGAAUUGACGUCCUUGAUGCAGAUAUCAUGAUGGCCUACAUCAGGAAGUAUUCUCCCCUAAUUCACGGCUUGGAAGGGCGAAUCAAAUUUGUUACCGAUUCGGAGCCGACGGAAUGCAAAAGGAAGAUAAAGGAUUGGAAGACACGUGUGGUCGACUUCUUUAAGAUUUUCUGGUAGUCUCUAGUCAUUUCAGUCGCUUGCGACUUGCUUUCACAUUCAGACAUGUCGUUCUGUAUCACAAGUAGGUUGAUUCAAAGGGAAUAAAUAUCUUAUGAAGCACAUUGGAAAUCUACUUGAAUUCGCUUUCCCAACAUACCAAGAGCUUGAAUAAAUCUCUGAUGGUUAAUUUUUUGUCGUGUCAUGUCUAGUGCAACGUUGUUCCAAAAUACCAAUAUGCUUGAUGUGAAAAACAUCCCUAGAAAAAAA